AUGGAGUCGCGUCUACUGUAUUUCCCGGACUACGCCAAGUUUAAGCAGUAUUUCGACAACAAACAGGUGAGAAAAACAUCCCAUCUGCUCCACGGGAAAGCAAAAAAGCUGGUGAUCCCAGUUCGUCAAGCAGCAACACAACAACAACAACAACAGCAACGUGACCCGAUCAAGGUUACUUUGCAAAUGACGUCAGAAUCCCAAAGCGAGGUAGAGAGAGCGGGAGCCAAGGACAAAAGACAGAAGGCUUUAAAACGCAAGGCGGGCGAAAGCCAAAUCAACGAUGCUGCCCCAUUCGAGUUUCAAGUUAGCAACUUAGGCCCAGACUACACCGACCUGACACGCACCCGUCUGCACGUCAAAGUCAAAGUAACGCAGACCGAUGGCACGGCCUUGGCCAAGGAUGAAAAUGUCGCUCCGGUGAACUUGUUUAUGCAGUCGCUGUUUUCCCAGGUCACGGUCUACCUACAGAACCAGCUCGUGUCCAGUACCAACAACCAUUACGCCUACAAGAGCAUGAUGAGGGCCCUGCUGGGAUAUGGUGCAGAAGCGAAAAACACUCAGUUGGGGACGCAGUUGUUUGCCAGGGAUUAUGCGGAGAGUGAGGUGGAUCUGGAAAGCAGUGACGUCACUGGAUCUGUCAAUGGGGAAAUGGCAUUACGUGGCACUUUCAUAGCGCUAAGCAAAGAACUUACCAUGUCGGUGCCCGUGUACGAAGAUAUCUUCGACAUGAACCGACUCCUCCCCAACGACGUGUGCAAGGUCAAAGUAAACCCCGCCUUGAUCUUGGCUCACAAUACACUUUUCAAAAAAUCAAACGCUCUCUACCCGUACACCAAAAGCGAAGUCAAGGUGACCAGCAUCCCGACCACUCAGCAGACGCACACCAUAGACAACGUCAGCAAUCCCGUCGCCAACCGAUACGUUGUGGGACUUGUGGAAAGUUCGAGUCUAAACGGUAGCUACACCGUCAAUCCCUAUAAUUUCAAGUCGUUCAUGCUUAAAAAGAUAACGCUGUACAUCGACGGAGUCAGUGUGCCCGGUCAACCCGCCGAAGUGGACGAUGUCGCCUCUUAUGUCAACAUGCUCGACGGCAUGGGACUGUGGAAGGAAGACAAGGGCAAUGCCAUCACCAGAAGCGAAUUUCUCAUGGGGAAUGCCUUGUUCGCCUUCGACAUCGACACAAUGUGCCGAAGUCAGAGUACCUGA
Molecule: messenger RNA, 1209 nt
Organism: Haliotis rubra (blacklip abalone)
Lineage: Eukaryota; Metazoa; Mollusca; Gastropoda; Lepetellida; Haliotidae
Exons: 3
Coding region: 1-1209 (402 amino acids)
Biological process (GO): deoxyribonucleotide biosynthetic process
Cellular component (GO): cytosol
Molecular function (GO): ribonucleoside-diphosphate reductase activity, thioredoxin disulfide as acceptor
Source: RefSeq, a predicted model, not a curated record